Messenger RNA from Neopsephotus bourkii (Bourke's parrot), 1312 nucleotides. RefSeq names its product mothers against decapentaplegic homolog 2-like. Gene Ontology annotation, molecular function: RNA polymerase II cis-regulatory region sequence-specific DNA binding; DNA-binding transcription factor activity, RNA polymerase II-specific; I-SMAD binding. Bases 86 to 769 code for a protein of 227 amino acids. NCBI's taxonomy places the organism in Eukaryota, Metazoa, Chordata, Aves, Psittaciformes, Psittacidae. Gene Ontology annotation, biological process: transforming growth factor beta receptor signaling pathway; SMAD protein signal transduction; BMP signaling pathway. The record is from RefSeq and is a predicted model, not a curated record. The transcript has 6 exons. Gene Ontology annotation, cellular component: heteromeric SMAD protein complex.
UUAUUUUUUUUUAUUGACAGAAACACCACCUCCAGGAUAUAUCAGUGAAGAUGGAGAAACAAGUGACCAACAGUUGAACCAAAGCAUGGACACAGGAUCUCCAGCAGAGCUGUCUCCUAGUAAUCUCUCCCCAGUUAAUCAUAGCCUGGACUUGCAGCCAGUUACCUACUCGGAGCCCGCGUUCUGGUGUUCAAUAGCAUAUUAUGAAUUGAAUCAAAGAGUGGGAGAAACCUUUCAUGCAUCACAGCCUUCCCUGACUGUAGAUGGCUUUACAGAUCCAUCAAAUUCAGAACGAUUUUGUCUAGGUCUGCUUUCCAAUGUAAACAGAAAUGCUACAGUGGAAAUGACAAGGCGACAUAUAGGAAGGGGAGUGCGUCUCUAUUACAUCGGUGGAGAAGUUUUUGCUGAGUGCCUAAGUGAUAGUGCAAUUUUUGUUCAGAGCCCAAACUGUAAUCAAAGAUAUGGCUGGCAUCCUGCAACUGUGUGCAAAAUUCCUCCAGGAUGCAAUCUAAAAAUCUUUAAUAACCAAGAAUUUGCUGCUCUUCUGGCUCAAUCUGUGAAUCAGGGUUUUGAAGCAGUUUAUCAACUUACUAGGAUGUGUACCAUAAGAAUGAGUUUUGUUAAAGGAUGGGGAGCUGAAUACAGGCGGCAAACAGUAACAAGCACUCCUUGCUGGAUUGAACUUCAUCUGAAUGGGCCUCUACAAUGGUUGGACAAAGUAUUGACUCAGAUGGGCUCCCCUUCAGUACGCUGCUCCAGCAUGUCAUAGAACUCCUUCCUCCAUUACAAGUGGGAUAAAUAUCCAGUCCAAUUACUAGACUUAGUAUAAUAGCUGUCAUAGUAUUUGUGUGUGAUCCCCAUGAACUGUUUACUAUCAAAAAAAGGUUUGGUUUUGUUUUUUGUUUAUUUUGGGGGGGGUUGCCUUUUUUUUUUUUUUUUUUUAGAGGCACUUAAGGUCUCAUCAAUUAAAGCACCUUGUAGAUUUUCUUUCCUAUAUUCUGAUACUACAUGAAAAUUUAGUGUAUAGAAAUGCCUUGUUCAGAAAGAAGGGACAGUUCUAAAGACUGGUGUUUUUAUUAGGUAUAUAAUUCAGUGUUCUAAUAAUUUAUCAAUAACAUGAACAGUUAAGUAUAUGUGCAGGUAAUGACCUUGAUCUUGAAUAUCACAGUAUUUUCCUGGAAUACAUUUUAGUUCCCAUAAAUAGUUAUUUGGGUUUUGAUUGGGGCAAAAAUUCCAAGACUCCUUUAUUCUUUUAUAUUUUUUUAUAUAAGCAGAUUUUCAAGAUGUCCUAAACAUAAAAAGCAGACUUGUA